This is a messenger RNA of Misgurnus anguillicaudatus (oriental weatherfish), 1583 nucleotides long. RefSeq names its product regulator of microtubule dynamics 1 (gene rmdn1). Lineage: Eukaryota; Metazoa; Chordata; Actinopteri; Cypriniformes; Cobitidae. Gene Ontology annotation, cellular component: mitotic spindle pole; mitochondrion; cytoplasm. Gene Ontology annotation, molecular function: microtubule binding. The record is from RefSeq and is a predicted model, not a curated record.
UACCGGAAACUUACAGAAUAAUCGACGAGGGCGAAGCUCAAGUCCAACACAACUCCUCCAGUGCUCAUUCAUUACUGCAGGGACUCAUCUUAACAUGUAGCUGACGACACAAACAUUUGUUUAUAAAAACAUCUGCUGGAGGAGUUUAGCGCCGUUAACAGCAUUGAUCCGCUUCUGAAGAACCAGAACCACAGCGUUCACGACUCACACAGACAGAAAUCUGAUGGCGUCCGUCAGUUUAUUUGGAGCUUUCAGACAGUUUUUAUGCAGAACUGUAAAGAUUAGGAGGAUACACGAGCUAGUUUGGACUCGGCGGAUCAGAAUCUCAGGCCGAGAAGCUUCAUUCCUAAUGGCUGUAACUCCUCUGUCAUAUCUGAUGUAUAAGAGAGUCACUCGUUUCCCAGCAGUCUCUGCGCUGGAUAAAGCUGAAGAAGUUUUAGAACAAGCCGACUAUCUGUACAGCUGUGGAGAUACACAAAAACUUCAUCAGCUCCUGGUGCAAUAUAAAGACAGUAACGACGCAGAGUUUCUGUGGAGGCUAGCGAGAGCGUCGCGUGAUCUGUCGUUACUGUCCAGCAUCAGCAGCGAUGAGAAGAAGCGACUCACAUACGAGGCUUUUGAAUUCGCCAAGAAAGCCCUCGAGAAAAACGAGUCUUCGUUUGCAGCACACAAAUGGUUCGCUGUUUGUCUCAGUGAUGUUGGCGAUUAUGAAGGAACCAAAGUAAAAAUAGGGAAUUCCUACAUCAUCAAAGAUCAUCUGGAGCGAGCACUUGAACUCAAUCCUAAAGACGCAACGUCCAUCCAUAUUCUCGGUUACUGGUGUUUUGCGUUUGCAGAGUUACCCUGGUAUCAGCGUAAAGUUGCUGCUGUGAUUUUUGCAUCACCCCCCACUGCCACCUAUGAAGAGGCACUGGAGUAUUUUUUAAAAGCAGAGGAAGUCGACCCAAAUUUCUACAGCAAAAACCUGCUGAUGCUUGGAAAGACUUACAUGAAGUUAGGAGACCGUGAGCGAGCUGCACUUUGGCUACAGAAAGCACACGACUAUCCUGCGCUCACAGAAGAGGAUAAAGAGGUUCACAAGGAAGCACUGGAUCUUCUGAAGAAAAUCAAAGGAUGAGUUGCAGCUACAGAAGUCCAGAUUUUUGGUCUCCUAAAUAUAUACAUUUAAAGACAAUUCAUUUGUUUGGUAUACAUUUACCAUGUAAGGACUUUAAAGUCUUUAUAUUUGAGAAAAGAAAAACUAAUUGAUUUUAAGGUAAUUUGUUCUAAAGUAUUACAGUAUAUAUGUUAAUGGAAAAGUAGAACUUGUGUAAUGGAGGCAGAAGUAUCAAUAAAAAUGAUGAUAAGCAGGCAAGCCUCAUUCAGGACACGAGUGGACAGACUCGACAUGCUUGAAAACAAACAGACCUUGAACUAGAAGAUUACUGUCAAUAAAGGUUCAACAUGUAGCAGAGUUAACAGAUCUGUAAUGAAUUAAAAGAACUAAAACCAACAACACUAUGAAACAUUCGUGAAUCUGAUAUUUAACUCUUGAUAUGUAAAACAGAUGAAUCUAAACUAACUAGAAUAAAACAUUUGUGUUA